AGUUGGCAAGCGGACCACCAGCAACAGACAACAUCUUCAUUCGGCUCUCCCUGAAGCUGUACUGCCUCGCUGAGAGGAUGAAGGUCUCCGAGGCUGCCCUGUCUCUCCUUGUCCUCAUCCUUAUCAUUACUUCGGCUUCUCGCAGCCAGCCAAAAGUUCCUGAGUGGGUGAACACCCCAUCCACCUGCUGCCUGAAGUAUUAUGAGAAAGUGUUGCCAAGGAGACUAGUGGUGGGAUACAGAAAGGCCCUCAACUGUCACCUGCCAGCAAUCAUCUUCGUCACCAAGAGGAACCGAGAAGUCUGCACCAACCCCAAUGACGACUGGGUCCAAGAGUACAUCAAGGAUCCCAACCUACCUUUGCUGCCUACCAGGAACUUGUCCACGGUUAAAAUUAUUACAGCAAAGAAUGGUCAACCCCAGCUCCUCAACUCCCAGUGAUGACCAGGCUUUAGUGGAAGCCCUUGUUUACAGAAGAGAGGGGUAAACCUAUGAAAACAGGGGAAGCCUUAUUAGGCUGAAACUAGCCAGUCACAUUGAGAGAAGCAGAACAAUGAUCAAAAUAAAGGAGAAGUAUUUCGAAUAUUUUCUCAAUCUUAGGAGGAAAUACCAAAGUUAAGGGACGUGGGCAGAGGUACGCUCUUUUAUUUUUAUAUUUAUAUUUUUAUUUUUUUGAGAUAGGGUCUUACUCUGUCACCCAGGCUGGAGUGCAGUGGUGUGAUCUUGGCUCACUUGAUCUUGGCUCACUGUAACCUCCACCUCCCAGGCUCAAGUGAUCCUCCCACCCCAGCCUCCCGAGUAGCUGGGACUACAGGCUUGCGCCACCACACCUGGCUAAUUUUUGUAUUUUUGGUAGAGACGGGAUUCUACCAUGUUGCCCAGGCUGGUCUCAAACUCGUGUGCCCAAGCAAUCCACCUGCCUCAGCCUUCCAAAAGUGCUGGGAUUACAGGCGUGAGCCACCACAUCCGGCCAGUGCACUCUUAAUACACAGAAAAAUAUAUUUCACAUCCUUCUCCUGCUCUCUUUCAAUUCCUCACUUCACACCAGUACACAAGCCAUUCUAAAUACUUAGCCAGUUUCCAGCCUUCCAGAUGAUCUUUGCCCUCUGGGUCUUGACCCAUUAAGAGCCCCAUAGAACUCUUGAUUUUUCCUGUCCAUCUUUAUGGAUUUUUCUGGAUCUAUAUUUUCUUCAAUUAUUCUUUCAUUUUAUAAUGCAACUUUUUCAUAGGAAGUCCGGAUGGGAAUAUUCACAUUAAUCAUUUUUGCAGAGACUUUGCUAGAUCCUCUCAUAUUUUGUCUUCCUCAGGGUGGCAGGGGUACAGAGAGUGCCUGAUUGGAAAAAAAAAAAAAAGAGAGAGAGAGAGAAGAAGAAGAAGAAGAGACACAAAUCUCUACCUCCCAUGUUAAGCUUUGCAGGACAGGGAAAGAAAGGGUAUGAGACACGGCUAGGGGUAAACUCUUAGUCCAAAACCCAAACAUGCAAUAAAUAAAACUCCCUUAUUUGACA
Homo sapiens (human) is the source of this 1507-nucleotide messenger RNA. It is a transcript of the gene CCL16, whose product is annotated as C-C motif chemokine ligand 16. Gene Ontology annotation, biological process: immune response; positive chemotaxis. Bases 78 to 440 code for a protein of 120 amino acids. Gene Ontology annotation, cellular component: extracellular region. NCBI's taxonomy places the organism in Eukaryota, Metazoa, Chordata, Mammalia, Primates, Hominidae. Gene Ontology annotation, molecular function: chemokine activity. The record is from RefSeq and is marked reviewed. The transcript has 3 exons.